AUGAAAACUCCAUCUAUGAUAAAGAAGUCAGACAUUUUCCUACGACAGAGCUCCGAAACACGAACAAGACGAUCAGAGUCUACCUUUCGGCCUCUCGGUGUGAUUCAUCCUACUCCUCUUGAGCCGAAAGUGCAACCUGCCCUAUCAGCUGACGGGCUUCGAGAACGGCUCAGUCGCAUGUUCGAUGAGAAUGUAAAGCCUAAGAGAAGACAAUCUACUGAUUUUGCAGGUGCAGUACAGGCGAGUUUGCAAACUCAGGGAGACGCAGCAAAAGACCGUAGCAGUGAAGUCUUCAGCCAUCGUUCAGGUGCGGCGAGCAUUCAUAGUUUGCCCUUGAGAGAUGUGCCGGUUAGGAACUCCUCACUUCCCGACUCCACGCAAGCGAGUUUGCAAGACUUUCCAUCAUGGAAAUUGCCCCCUGCAGCAGCUGCUGGUCGAGCUAUACCUCCUCGAGGAAGGGCUGACUCUCCAAUCAAAAGAUUCAUUGCGAAAGACUUUGUUUCAUCUGACACGGCUCGACCAAUACAAUCCCGUACCUUCAUCCGUCCUAGUCCUCCACUCAAGCUGCUCGAGCAUGGCAGUAUCAACCAUCGACGAAUACAACUGUCAACACAAUUGAAAGCUCCGUUAUUCGUUGGUGGAGGAACUAUUGAAGGCGAGGUCAGGCUGACCAUCAACCAAGACAAUACCAGAGACCGAUCGCGACCUCUGCUGAUCUCGAAGUUGUCUGUGGAUGUCGUUGGCCUAGAAGAAGUCUUCCUGGCUCUUGCGUCCAAGCUCUUUCACGAAAAACAUCCACCUCCACCAGCGAUCGCAAGCCAAGAAGCAGAAAGAGGGCCUGAGCUGUUCUGGAAAACCAAGCCAGGUGUCGCAUCAGUUCCAUUCUGCAUUGAUCUGCCUUUGAACCUCGGUCCGCCACCAUAUCAAUCAAAGAGCGCAACUAUCCGAUAUGCACUGCUUCCCACACUUGUCGUGAAGAGUGACGGGAGUAGAGGAGUCGUUAGCCAAGUGUGUAACAUCCAGAUGUUAACAGUCUUCGAUCCUUGCAAGGCUCUCGCCAGUCUACCAAGCCCUCUGGUCGCGACUGAGACGCUGAGCCUACCCUAUUUGCCUGGUCCACAGUCAAUUGCACUGACAGCAGGAUUGCAUCGGCAGAUAUGGGUUAGUGGCAACUCAGUAUUUGUGGACAUCCACAUCAUUAACAAGUCUCAACGCACACUCAGAAAGCUCGAACUCCAGCUUCAAAGGUCGACACUGUGGUACACCCACGCAGCUGCCGAAACAGGAGCGAAGAACGCAAACCAUCUUCGAGUUCCAAGAAAGCAGGAAAACGACAUAGUAAAUUCAACUGUGGUCAAGAAAGCGAAGCAAUGGAAUGGCACUCCGCCACAUACUUCUGAAGUCAGGACCUGUCACAUUCAGGUUCCUCAUGGACAUGUCACAAUCAGCACGGGACGAUUUUUCGAGGUCAGAUACUUUCUGAACGUGAUUGUGACUGUAGCCAUGUUCAAGACAAUCACGGUGCAACUACCAAUCACUUUGAUUCACAUGAACUCUUUGGAUGUCAUGCCAAACGCGCUUGCUCAGGUGGCUGCCUCGAUCGAAGCCAAACGAUCCAAGACAUUACCAACCGAUCCCAACCAUCCUUUGUAUCGGCCUUAUUAUCAAGGACAAGCUUUCGUGGCUCCACGAAAACGAAGCCUUGAGCAGACACAAGGUGCCCACAGCCGCUGUCAGAGCACAGCAAGUGCUAGGUUGGAAGAGUUGAAACGUGAACUCGACAAAUCUCCUCGAAAAUAUCAAUUUCACCAUCAGUGCAGCAAGUCGGAGACCUUCAAGGACCUGCUAGCUUCUUCAAGUGCUGAGCAUAGUAAUUAUUGCUUCCACAGCCAUGACUCAGAUUGCUACCACUGCCACCUGAUAGACUUGGAGCACAACAAACGUCCCUCAACCUCGAAUUCGCAGACUGGACCCAAACUGCCACGACUACAGGUGUCCACCUCUGGUCUAGGCUUCACAGAGACAGAGCUCUCAGAUUUCACAAUCGACAAUUCUCCACCAAAAAAGGUAAUGCUCAGUGAGCAGGAGCGUAAGAUGAUUCACCAGCAAAGAGAGCUGCAGCAGCGAAGCGAGUGGACUGGAAAGCAGAAUGAUACAUGUCAAGCAGCGUCAAGACUGCCGUCUCGACGUGGACGAAGCAAAGCAGCGAUAGUGCCUAACGCCUCAGCCUUGCUUGACGUACAGAUUCGUCGUGCUGAGCCGCAUGUGAUUGAAUCGAGGGUUAAUACCAAGCAACGCAGUAUGACAAUCGAGUCGCCGUUGCGACCAAGCGCCAACUCAAAUGCUCAAGGAAAUCGAGCUAGCACCAGAAGAAGAGCCAAUACAGGUCCACAACUAUUCACGUCGUUCGCUCAAGCACCGGAUCAUGGGACAACGGACGUCAAGCCUGUACAAGAUGCGCGACAGCUGGAGAGGAUGUCGAGCAAGCGGAGAGGAAAACUGCCUGCUGAUGACUUUGUGUUCUCGCAAGAACAACCGACAGAGGCGAAAACGAGUGCAAGACCACACUCGCGAAGGAGACAGGUACAAAAGCGGGAAGUUGAAGAUCGGCUGAUGAGGUGA
Molecule: messenger RNA, 2622 nt
Organism: Lithohypha guttulata
Lineage: Eukaryota; Fungi; Ascomycota; Eurotiomycetes; Chaetothyriales; Trichomeriaceae
Exons: 3
Coding region: 1-2622 (873 amino acids)
Source: RefSeq, a predicted model, not a curated record